Xenopus laevis (African clawed frog) is the source of this 1202-nucleotide messenger RNA. It is a transcript of the gene agpat2.L, whose product is annotated as 1-acyl-sn-glycerol-3-phosphate acyltransferase beta-like. NCBI's taxonomy places the organism in Eukaryota, Metazoa, Chordata, Amphibia, Anura, Pipidae. The transcript is spliced from 6 exons. The record is from RefSeq and is a predicted model, not a curated record. Bases 212 to 1042 code for a protein of 276 amino acids.
UUUCCAUGGUAACCCAUACCUUUAAUUUCUCUGUGCAACACCUGUGCACACAAGUCCUUACCUGCUUCUGCCUCCCCUGAUCUGUCUGUACCUCAGUCCCCGUGUCUGUGCCAUCUGCCUGGCAUCAUCCUUCCCGCAAACGCUCCCUGACCCUCACUCCAUCCCACUUGCCCCUUACCAGCUGCCAACUCCCUGCACCCUUGCACUAACUAUGGACCUCGGGUGGCUCUUGUGGACUUCCUUCCUGAUCCUGGUUCCUUUCAUCUUGAUGGAGAUCAGCAGCUCCUUCAAAUUCCAUUUCAAACUUGUCUCCUACUGUGUCCUCUGCCUCUUGAUCUCUGCCCUGGCAGCACCCAUGUGUCUCCUGAGAAACGGCGGCCGGACUGUGGACAACAUGAGGAUAAUUAGCAGAGUUGUUCGCAGCCUGAAGUACUUUUUCGGCAUACGCUUUGAGGUGAAAGGUUUGGAGAAUUUUCAGAUUGAUGGGCCGUGCGUCAUUAUAUCCAACCAUCAGAGUAUCCUGGACAUGAUGGGUCUGAUGGAGAUCCUGCCGGACCGCUGUGUUCAGAUAGCCAAGAAGGAACUGAUGUAUGCCGGCUCCGUCGGGCUGCUCACUUAUCUCGGGGGUGUCAUUUACAUCAACAGGAAACGCACGAGCGAUGCCAAGAGCAUAAUGGCAGCCGUUGCCCAGGCGAUGAUAAGUGAUAACUUAAAGGUCUGGGUUUAUCCUGAAGGUACCAGGAACAACACCGGCGACUUACUGCCUUUCAAGAAGGGCGCCUUCCACCUGGCGCUGCAGUCUCAGGUGCCGAUAAUUCCAGUGGUAUAUUCCUCCUUCACCAGCUUUUAUAACCAAAAAAAGAACCUGUUCACAGGAGGCACCAUCAAAGUCGAGAUCCUUCCCAAAAUUGACACAUCAGACUUCACAGAAAAAGACAUCACUGAUCUGACGGAGAAGUGCCACCAGACCAUGAGGCAGGUCUUCUUCAGGCUCUCCAAUAAACCCUACAAGGAUAACGGACAAAGUAACUGUGCCCAGUAGCGGGCUAGACGCAAUGGGACUUGAGGUACCAAAGAACGUUCCAGGGCUAAAGUUCUUAUUAUUUAAGCCACCAAAGUGCCACCCAGGAACAUGCAAGAUAAGUUCUAGAACUCUCAAAGCUAGUGAUUCGCACAAUGUACAUAAAGUGGGCUUGUCCAUG